Molecule: messenger RNA, 1938 nt
Organism: Oncorhynchus kisutch (coho salmon)
Lineage: Eukaryota; Metazoa; Chordata; Actinopteri; Salmoniformes; Salmonidae
Product: interleukin-1 receptor accessory protein-like 1-A
Exons: 5
Coding region: 897-1685 (262 amino acids)
Biological process (GO): negative regulation of exocytosis
Source: RefSeq, a predicted model, not a curated record
GGAUGUCACACCACGUGGCCCUCUUGCGCUAUCGAGUGUAAUUAUAACACAUUGGCUUUGGGCUUUAAAAUUACAAGCCUGCCCACGGAUUGUUUCAUCUUCUUCUUAAAAUAAUGUACCCCUUCAAAUCCGUGAGUAGGCCUUUAGUUAAGACAGAAUGCAGGUGUUACGGAGGCGCUUGUUGAACGGGAGGCACAAGGCGUAUAGAAGGCACUAGGACCGGGGAGAGUUCCCUCUCAGGAGCGCAGGCUAUGAGCAUCGCAUCCACAUAGCGGGGCUGUGGAGGAAACCCCCCCAUCGGAUCUGGCAAUACAGGAUACUUGCGAUUAUAUCCAUAUAUUUAUUUUCCAGUCUGUGGCGUGGUGCGGUUUAGCGGAGUGCACAGUCCUGCGUUUGGGAUGGUUGGGCACACUCCAGAGAAUUCCUGAUCGAACCUCUUGGCAAAAGCGAGCAGGCAGAUUUAGGGGGGAGUUCAGUAGGCUACGCUCUUCUAUUGCCCCCCGUUCGUUUUGUAAAUGCCAUAUUUGUUGCCUUUUAUUUUGUAGUUGGUCAUAAUUUUUACUAUAGAAACCCCCUUUUCUUCGAUCUCUCAGUCUCUCACCAAAAUGCACGUCUGUUUAUUGAGUGAGUUUGGCACUUCUUCAUCCGUCUGAGAACAGAAACAAGAUCCACAUCUUUCUCUUUGGAUUAAACUUCCGUUUAAACCGCCUCGGCUAUCGUCCGAAUGGGUGAUCUGCUUGAAAUACAGUUCUUCAGUGGCACCCUGACACUCCAUGGAAACAUGUUCUCUCUGGCUGAUCUCCGUCGCUGUGAUGUCCAAAGCUUUCCCCACUGACUGACGGACGCUCGUGGAUCAUUUUGUAAAGCGAUUUGAAGGCUGUUAGGUCAAGGGGAAAAUGAGGCCUCCUAGCCCUCUCCUGAUCCUGCUGUAUGUCACCCUGUCCCGCGCCAUGAAGACAGUCUCCAAGAGAGGCUCAGUUGACCUCUGUACAGACUGGUCAGUGGAUUACCUGAAGUACCGUGUGCUGCAGGGAGAGCCGGUGAGGCUGAAGUGUGCCCUGUUCUACGGCUACAUCCGGGCCAACUACAGCCAGGCUCAGAGCGUGGGCCUCAGCCUCAUGUGGUACCGCAGCACUGGCCUGGGCCACGGAGACUUCGAGGAGCCCAUCUCCUUCAACGGCGUGCGCAUGAGCAAGGAGGAGGACGCCAUCUGGUUCAGACCGGCCGACCUGCAGGACGUGGGCCUCUACUCCUGCGUUCUACGGAAUUCAACCUACUGUAUGAAGGUGUCCAUGUCUCUCCACGUGGCUGAGAACGACACAGACCUCUGCUACAACUCUGACAUGAGACAUAUGGAGAAGGCCGAACUCAGCAAGAGCAAAGACAUCACCUGUCCAGACAUAGAGGACUACAUAGAACCUGGGAAAGACCCUCAUAUCAUCUGGUUUAAGGAGUGUCGUCCUAAGCAGUGGCGGGCCUCCAUCCUCCAGAGAAGAGACUCUCUGUCCAUCAGAGAGGUCAAAGAGGACGACAUCGGCAACUACACCUGUGAGGUCACCUUCGGGGCCUUCGUGGUACACAGGACCACUGAGCUCACCGUCACAGGUAAGAUGGAGGGUGGGAUGAAGCGGUGUACCUCUUUAGGAUAUCACUUCUUCUUCCUGCAGCGUUUUUCAGCUUUUUGACUUUUCUCCAUUCUACUGCUUUGCGUUUGUGUUGUAUGUUGUAGGUGAUUCUCUCUCUCACACACACACACACACACACACACACACACACACACACACACACACACACACGCACGUCUCUCUAUAGUGCUGUGGCCUCCUGCUGGUGUGUUAAUUGAUGUGUUGGCCCGUAAUGCAUGUCUUGGUCCAGAUCAGCACUUUACAACCUGCCAAACACUGCUAAGCCCCUUCCACACAGAAAGCUAAAGAGCCA